This is a messenger RNA of Daucus carota subsp. sativus, 2285 nucleotides long. Its product is annotated as pentatricopeptide repeat-containing protein At5g66520-like. NCBI's taxonomy places the organism in Eukaryota, Viridiplantae, Streptophyta, Magnoliopsida, Apiales, Apiaceae. Bases 69 to 1649 code for a protein of 526 amino acids. Gene Ontology annotation, molecular function: protein binding. The record is from RefSeq and is a predicted model, not a curated record. The transcript has a single exon.
AUCUAGUUAGCUUUUUGAGCCUGAUUAUAACCGGGAGGAGGGCUUAACUUACUAGAGAUCAGGUAGUGAUGUUAAAGUAUUUGAAAUGCAGUUACAGGGUUCUUUCCCUCCUAAACAAACCACAUCUUGAGCUCACUCAUCUCCACCAAAUUCAAUCCCAUCUCAUCACUUCCGGCGCUAUUUCCGACCCUUUUGCCGCCGGAAAACUCAUCUCCUCGCUUGUCUCUCUCGAUCACUCCCACGCCUACGCUGUCUUUCUUCGCUUACCACACAAGUCUACUUACUUAUGGAACACUAUUCUUCGAUCUUUUGUCGAAAAGAAAGACUCCCACAACGCUUUAUCUGUUUAUAAGAUGAUGAUGUGUUGUGGGUUCUUGCCUAAUAACUACACAUUUUCUUUUGUUUUGAGAGGUUGUGUUGAAAUUGGGGAUGUUGGGUUUGGUUUGUUAUGUCAUGCCCAGGUGAUUAAAUUGGGCUGGGAAUGUUAUGAUUUUGUGCAAAAUGGGUUGAUUCAUUUUUAUGUUAGUUGUGAUUUGAUGCGGUGUGCUCGGAUGUUGUUUGAUGUGAGUUUGAAUCGUGAUGUUGUGACUUGGACUGCGGUGCUCAAUGGAUAUGUGAAGAGCGGAGAGAUUGCGGCUGCUAAGGAACUGUUUGAUCGAAUGGCGGAGAGAAAUGUUGUUUCGUGGAGUGUGAUGAUUAAUGGGUAUGUAAAAGUUGGCUGUUUCAAGGAGGCGUUGGAGAUUUUUAAGGAGAUGCAGAUGAGUGGGGUUAGGCCUAAUCAUGCUGCGAUUGUUGGGGCGCUUUCGGCUUGUGGUUCUCUUGGUGCUUUCGAUCAGGGUAAAUGGAUUCAUGCUUAUGUGGAUAGAAGUAAGAUGGAGUUGGACACGGUGCUGGGGACAGCAUUGAUUGAUAUGUAUGCCAAGUGUGGCUCUGUUGAAGUAGCUUGUCGUGUUUUUGAGGAGAUGCCCUGUAGGGAUGUAUAUGCUUUUACAGCUCUGAUUUCAGGACUAUCGAAUCAUGGGAAUAGUGCAAUGGCAGUGGAGUUGCUGAAGAGGAUGGAUGAUGAGGGAAUCAAACCUAAUGAAGUGACGUUUAUGUGUAUUUUAAGCGCGUGUGCUCGAGUUGGAUUGGUGGAUGAAGGGCUAAGAGUAUUUGAAAGCAUGACUAGUAUAUAUGGUAUUAAGCCAGGGGUACAGCACUAUGGUUGCUUGGUAGAUCUCUUAGGUAGAGCAGGACUGCUUGAACAAGCAAAAGUUGUGGUAAGGGAUAUGCCUAUGCAACCUGAUAUUUAUGUAUUGGGUGCAUUACUGAAUGCUUGUAGGGUUCACGGUGACGCUGAUCUUGGUAAAGAAAUGGUUAAGGGAUUGAUUAACCAUGGUCUUGAUCACAGUGGAGUUCAUGUUCUUCUUUCAAAUAUUUAUGCAUCUGCUGACCAAUGGGAUCACGUAGAAAGGGUAAGGAAGGGAAUGGUAGAGAAAGAAGUUAUAAAGGUGCCUGGUUGUAGCUUGAUUGAGGUUGGUGGUGUUGUCGUGGAAUUCGUUGCUGGUGACAGAUCUCAUGCGCACAUGGAGGAAAUAGAAUCGUUCUGGAUACAAAAUGACAUGCACUUGAAGUCUCUUUCGUUGGACAGUCAUAUACUUUUAAGUUGAAGUUCAAAAUCUGAUGGAUUACUCAGUAUCAACUCAUGAAGCUGAGCACGCAGGUGUGUAUCUGGUAUGAUUCUUGUGGAUUCAGUCUGACAAACCUGUUCAAAUGCACUGUUAAAACUCAUAAACCUUUUCUUCACAGAAUUCCUUAAAAUCCCUUUAUAAAAUUGAAUUAUAUAGCUCGAUCCAUCAAGUUUUGAAAUGUACAAGACCCCGCACCAAAUAGAUGAAACAUAGUACUAGACUGCGGAGUUGGUCAUACUGAUUGAGCAGUUUAAUAUUCCUUGAAACGCCAUCUGCAGUGUACGAGUAUCCCACAUUCCCCAGGUCUCAGCUGCUGUAAUUAAAUCCUGAAACUUGUCAACUGCAUCCAAGUAUUGUUCGAAAUUUUUGGGCUCUCCAUCAACGAUAAGCUGCUGACAGAAAAAACUAAAAAGUUUUGUAGCUGGAACGGUGAUCCAGAUUCUACGAUUAUUUUGACUGCAGCCUCAAAAUCUCGCCACUUAGUAUCCUCGCAAUCGGAUUCCUUCACGCCUUGGACCUUGGUAUACCAUCCAGACACUGUAUAAUCUGAUCGCCUGUAGGAGGUACAAAAUAUGUUAAGCUUUGGACUUAAUUCCCAGGAUCGUUCAAUUUUCA